This is a messenger RNA of Gossypium arboreum, 462 nucleotides long. RefSeq lists its product as uncharacterized. Lineage: Eukaryota; Viridiplantae; Streptophyta; Magnoliopsida; Malvales; Malvaceae. The record is from RefSeq and is a predicted model, not a curated record. The coding region runs from base 130 to 291 and encodes 53 amino acids. The transcript has 3 exons.
CACAUAGGCAGAAGUGAAUUAAUGGCCUAAAACAUAAACUACCCUCCGAUAAAAUUGGAAUUAGGUUUAUAAAUUAUAAGGCCAAAGCUUUGAUAUUUUCCAGACUCAGAAUCAAAACGAAGGAAAGCAAUGGCGCCGCCUCCUGGACCUUACUCCGGCACCAGCACUCUCGCUCUCGUUUCUCGUGCAUCUGCUUUCUCUUUUGGUCUCGUUUAUGGGAGCAUUAAGCUCAAGUACCUCAAGGCAAAGGCAAAGUCACAAAAGAAAGCUCAAGCAAAGGCUCACCGCUGAAGCAGAGGCGUCUUGUUCACAGUUAGUCGCAUGCAUGCACGAGUUGAGUUUGGUGUAGGAAUAAAUGUAUAUCAAUGGAACUCCACCAGUUCUUCAUUUUUGGCCUGCACCUAAUGUCUGAAAAGUUUUAUUAUUUUUCAUUUUGCAAUGACAUUAUCAAUGUUUAGUUUC